UAAAAAUUUGUCUCGUUGGAUCACUCUCUCUGUGACCGUUGCAAACUCGUUAUUCAAUUUCACUGCUUCACUUCACUUCUAAAAAAAUUCACACCCCUCCUUCGUUCUCUUUUUCUUCUUCUUCUUCUUCUUCUUAUUCCCGCGAUGCGCAAAUCUAAAAAACCACAACCUUCAAAUGCCGAAUCUUUGGAGCGUCGAAAUUGGGGCAACGUGUUCAAUUUGUUGGUUCAGAUGGUGCGGCAUCAGCAAAACCAGCUUCAAUCAUUCGCUAACCAAAAGAAGUUUCUAGAAGAUCGAUUGCAAAUGCAGAACGAACGUUGGGCUUCUGAUGUUAAACUCUACAAAGAUCAAAUCUCUCAGGUGAAGAUGUUUUUGAUUUUUGAGGAGAAGAAGCGGUUGUUUGAAUCGGCUAAGGCUGAUUUGAUGAUGGGUUCUAAGCAUAGAGAGGCUUCUGUUUUGAAAUGGAUUUUGGAUAGUACAAAGGAUGAUUUGGAGGAUUUUAAGGCUGGAUUCGAAUACCUUUCUCAUAAAUCCUCGAAAGGAGAACAGGGCCAAGUAACAGUACUCAAAGAUACUGACAAGAGGAGGAAAGGAACCGCAAGUAGUGGGAGCAAGUCUUCUUGCAACACUUCAGAGAAAGAGAAGUGUCCCGGUGAAAUCAAUGAUGAAUUGAGACAGUUAAAAGAUGAAUGUGAGAAGCUUGCUUCGGAAAAAAAUUCUGAGCUAUUAGCUCUCUUGGCAGAAAAGAAUUUUGUUUGGAAUCAAUUUAAAAUAAUGGAGACUGACUAUGCUAAUAAAUUGAGGAGUAAACAAGACGAAGUAGAAAAGGCAAAUGAGAAGAUAAGCAUUCUUAUUUCCAGCAUGGAGCAACUGCAAUCUGAUAAUAAUAAAAAGGAUGGUAGAGUAUCAGAGUUAGAAAGUAAAGUGGCUGAUAUGGAGGAGGAAGCAAAAAGAUUAAACAAGGAAAUAUCAGGACUCUCGGUGGAGUUGGAAUCUUUAAGAAAGUUCAAGAACAACCAAGUUAAACCUGUUUUAAAUCGUUGCACUGCAGGAACCAAUGACUCGGGAAUCACAGAGAGCAACAGGAGUAGAAGAAAUACCACUUUGAACAAAGAAAAAGAAGUAUGUACUCCUAAUGAACAACCCAUUUUAAGUUGUUUCACGGCAAUAACUAAUGACUCGGGAAUCAUUAAGAGCAACAGAAGUAGAAGAAGUACCACCUUAAACAAAGAAAAAGAAGUUUGUACUUCUGAUGUACAUGCUUCCACAUCCACAAACUUCUCGGAAAAGGGGAAAAGAAGCUUGAAGAGGAAAGAAAGCCCAGUUAUUUCCUCUUUUGAGACACCCAAAUUGUUCACUUCCAGCUUCAAGGUUCCAAAAGUCUUCUUUACCGGUAACAAAUCAUGUUUGAAGAGUCGUCGGAAACUAAAUGUAGAUGUGUUUUCCUUCAAAGAUUCAGACAAUGAUCAGCUGCCUAGUGGUGGACUAAACAAGACUCGGCUAAAAUAAGUUCUCCUCACCACUUGAACCAGCGUUGCUUGUCACCCUUUAAUCGAACACAUUUUAGAUCAUUAUCGAUGAAACUUUUUUUUAAUCUACUAGUUUAGUGGCUAGACUCAUAGGAAGUGGAAAAUCUUAGGUUUAAUCUGAGCCCUAUAUAUCAAUAUUCUUGUCGCUGUCAAUUGACUUUAAUGUCGUGUAUCUUUUGAUAUUCUUGCCGCUGUCAAUUGACUUUAA
Molecule: messenger RNA, 1737 nt
Organism: Cicer arietinum (chickpea)
Lineage: Eukaryota; Viridiplantae; Streptophyta; Magnoliopsida; Fabales; Fabaceae
Source: RefSeq, a predicted model, not a curated record